Carassius auratus (goldfish) is the source of this 829-nucleotide messenger RNA. RefSeq names its product outer dense fiber protein 3-B-like. NCBI's taxonomy places the organism in Eukaryota, Metazoa, Chordata, Actinopteri, Cypriniformes, Cyprinidae. The record is from RefSeq and is a predicted model, not a curated record. The transcript has 7 exons. The coding region runs from base 37 to 807 and encodes 256 amino acids. Gene Ontology annotation, cellular component: cytoskeleton.
UAUAUAUAUUUUUAAAUAUCUUGCACGUAAGACAUCAUGCCUGUGGAAGUAUGGGUUGGUCCUUGGAAGCCCCACAGGCCCAGGGGCCCCAUUGCUGCAAUGUACAACAGUCCAGGGCCAACAUAUUCUCUGCCAGGGGCAACUGGAAUGAACAACCAUGACCCGCGGAUGCAGCAAGGCCCAGCGUUUAGCUUCGGCACACGUCAUCGUGACUCACACGCCAACUCUUCCCCAGGUCCUGGAUACCUCGUUCCCUCCAACAUCACCAGGGUGGGUCGGGAUGGAACCCCUGCGUACUCCGUCUACGGCCGACCGAAGGAUAUUCAGCCCUUUAAAACCCCUGGCCCAGGCAGUUACUCCCCUGAAAAUGCAAUAAAAACCACCUUUCACUCUGCCCCUGCGUUCUCUCUGUCUGCAAGGACUAAACUGUUUCGUAAUGACCAAACACCAGGUCCGGCUGCAUACAUGCUUCCCCCAGUAUUAGGGCCAAGAGUUGUGAAUAAAGCGUCUGCCCCAAAUGUCUUCUUUGGCGGUCGUAGCGAAAUCGGCAGCUUCUAUGAAGAUCUACGGAAGACUCCAGGCCCAGGGACCUACCAAGUGGUGAAUUCAGGGGUGUACAAACGCAAGUCCCCUGAGUACAGCAUGACUGGACGCAACUUCUCACCUGGAGACACUACAAAGAAACCAGGACCUGGGGCCCACCAUCCGGAAAGGGUUACUUUCACAGGAACCAAAGCUCCCAGCUUUUCCUUUGGAAUUCGACAUUCAGAGUACACCUUUCCUUUAAUUGUGGAUGGGGCUGAUUAAACAGGUCAAUUCUGUUAAACAA